AUGUACCUGGCUAACGCUUCUGAUUCCACUCGCUGUAAAGCUUUUCCGACCACCUUAACGAAAGCAGUGAUGAAGUGGUUCAACAACCUCCCUCCAAGAUCGGUCACGAGCUUCGACGACAUCUCGAGGAAAUUCCUGAUGCGGUUCUCCAUUCAAAAAGACAAGGUAAAACACGUACCGAGCCUCCUAGGUGUGAAACAGGAGGUCGGAGAACCUUUAAGAAACUACAUGGAAAGGUUCAACAAAGCGUGCUUGGAGAUUCAAGAUCUGCCCACGGAGGCAGUAAUCAUGGGCCUAGUAAAUGGACUUAGGAAAGGCUCCUUCUCCCAGUCCAUAUCAAAAAGGCACCCUACCUCCUUGAAUGAUGUACAGGAAAGAGCCGAAAAGUACAUCAACAAGGAGGAAAACGCUAGACUACAAGAACCAAGUUGGCGACCUGGGCACUCUCACCUGUCGAAAGAGAAAGAGAGAAAGCCCAAGAAGAAGGAGGAGAUCGGCGUAGAGAAGCCGAGGAGAUAUCACUCUUAUACUCCUCUGAAAGUUUCCCAAGUCGAUUUGUAUAGGGAAAUCUGCCAUACUGAAAGGCUUCCACCCCCUAGGCCCAUCAAGAACAAAAAGGGGGAGUCGUGA
Molecule: messenger RNA, 630 nt
Organism: Arachis stenosperma
Lineage: Eukaryota; Viridiplantae; Streptophyta; Magnoliopsida; Fabales; Fabaceae
Exons: 1
Coding region: 1-630 (209 amino acids)
Source: RefSeq, a predicted model, not a curated record